Messenger RNA from Polypterus senegalus (gray bichir), 2817 nucleotides. RefSeq names its product doublecortin-like kinase 1a (gene dclk1a). Gene Ontology annotation, molecular function: microtubule binding; protein kinase activity; ATP binding. Lineage: Eukaryota; Metazoa; Chordata; Cladistia; Polypteriformes; Polypteridae. Gene Ontology annotation, cellular component: axoneme; neuron projection. The record is from RefSeq and is a predicted model, not a curated record. The coding region runs from base 275 to 2521 and encodes 748 amino acids. The transcript has 17 exons. Gene Ontology annotation, biological process: retina development in camera-type eye; intracellular signal transduction; axoneme assembly.
UCUCUCUCUCUCUCUCUCUCUCUCUCUCCCGCACACACACACACACACACACACACACGCGCGCGCACACGCUCAGGGAGGCAGGGAGCCCGAAGACAUAACAAAGACGACCGGCUUUAGCUGCACUGACACACUCUUAAAAUACAGCAGAGGGAGGAUUCCUUGUGAGCUGAAAAACGCCGAAACAGGAGACAGGGAGACGUCGCGGUGAUCCAGCUGAACACUCGAGUGCUGCUCUGUGUCUGCAAUUCUAGAGUCUGUCCAUAAAUCUACGAUGAUGUCUUUUGGGAGAGACCUGGAGUUUGAACACUUUGACGAGCGUGACAAAGCGCAAAGGUACAAUCGCGGCGGCUCCCGUGCCAAUGGCUUGCCCAGCCCAACUCACAGCGCCCACUGCAGCCUCUACCGGACCCGCACCCUGCAGGCGCUCAGCUCCGAGAAGAAAGCUAAGAAGGUGCGCUUCUACCGCAAUGGGGACCGCUACUUUAAAGGAAUCGUAUACGCCAUUUCUCCGGAUCGUUUUCGAUCGUUUGAGGCUUUGCUGGCGGAUCUCACCCGGUCACUGUCAGACAACGUGAAUCUACCGCAGGGAGUGAGGACCAUCUACGCUUUGGAUGGCAUCAGGAAAAUCACGACCCUGGACCAGCUGAUUGAAGGUGAAAGUUAUAUUUGUGGAUCAAUCGAACCUUUCAAGAAAUUGGACUACACAAAGAAUGUAAACCCCAACUGGUCAGUGAAUGUGAAGACGUCCGCAUCUGGUCGCACUCCCACCUCUUUGAACAGCUCCAAAGCUGCCCCAACAGAGGCUAAAGAGAGCAAGGAUUUCAUUCGGCCCAAACUGGUCACCAUCAUCCGCAGUGGGGUGAAGCCACGCAAAGCUGUUCGGAUUCUCCUCAACAAGAAGACUGCUCACUCCUUUGAUCAGGUUCUCACAGACAUCACUGAUGCAAUCAAGCUGGACUCUGGGGUUGUGAAACGGCUUUACACACUGGAUGGAAAGCAGGUGAUGUGCCUUCAGGAUUUCUUUGGAGAUGACGACAUAUUCAUUGCAUGUGGCCCAGAGAAAUUCCGCUACCAAGAUGAUUUUCUCCUUGAUGAAAGUGAAUGUAGAGUAGUGAAGUCCACUUCGUACAACAAAAUUGCAACUGUCCCAGGUAGAAGUACUGCAAAGAGCCCUGGCCCUUCAAGGCGUAGUAAGUCUCCAGCAUCAACAAGUUCAGUCAAUGGGACUCCUGGAAGCCAGCUGUCCACUCCUCGAUCUGGGAAGUCUCCUAGUCCAUCACCGACCAGCCCUGGAAGUCUUCGCAAACAGAGGAGCUCCCACCACAGUGGGUCUUCAAUAUCUUUAGCAUCAACAAAAGUCUGUAGUUCAAUGGAUGAAAAUGAUGGUCCAGGAAAUGACGAUUUGGUGGAUGAAUGUCCUCAAGUCCCAGCUUCCAUAGCAGAGAGAUAUAAAGUUGGGAGAACAAUAGGAGAUGGCAAUUUUGCUGUAGUACGAGAAUGUGUUGAGAGGUCCACUGGCAGAGAGUACGCAUUAAAAAUCAUUAACAAAAGUAAAUGCCGAGGCAAAGAGCAUAUGAUUCAGAAUGAAGUAUCUAUUCUUAGAAGGGUGAAACAUCCAAAUAUUGUGUUGUUAAUUGAAGAGAUGGACACGUAUAAUGAGCUCUACCUGGUCAUGGAGCUUGUUAAGGGAGGAGAUCUGUUUGAUGCCAUUACCUCUACAAACAAAUACACAGAACGGGAUGCCAGUGGCAUGCUUUACAAUCUGGCCAGUGCUAUCAAGUACCUGCACAGCCUUAAUAUAGUCCACAGAGACAUUAAACCUGAAAAUUUACUGGUUUAUGAACACCAAGAUGGUAGCAAAUCUCUAAAGCUUGGUGACUUUGGCCUGGCCACCUUAGUGGAUGGACCUCUUUAUACUGUUUGUGGAACACCAACAUAUGUAGCACCAGAGAUAAUUGCAGAAACCGGAUACGGCCUAAAAGUAGACAUCUGGGCAGCUGGAGUCAUUACUUACAUCCUGCUCUGUGGCUUCCCCCCUUUCAGAGGGAGCAGUGAUGACCAGGAAGUCCUGUUUGACCAAAUUUUAAUGGGGCAGCUAGAUUUUCCAUCACCAUACUGGGAUAAUAUUUCAGAUUCUGCAAAGGAACUGAUUACCAUGAUGUUACAAGUGGAAGUAGACCAGAGGUUCUCUGCUUUGCAGGUUUUGGAACAUCCAUGGGUUAACGAUGACGGAAUGCCAGAGAACGAACAUCAACUUUCUGUAGCUGGAAAAAUCAAGAAACAUUUCAAUACAGGACCUAAACCAAACAGUACAACAGCAGGGGUCUCUGUCAUAACAACCACCGCUCUUGAUAAGGAGAGGCAGGUUUUCCGACGAAGACGCCACCAGGAUGUAAAGGAAGCUUAUGGAGCCCAGCAUUCAAGCACCUUUCCCACCACAGCUGAACUGAAUUCAGAAUCGGAGGACUAUUCACCCAGCUCUUCAGAGACUGUUCGCUCACCUAAUUCACCUUUCUAAUGCUGCCAUUUGCUAAACAGACUUAGUUGCCUGACCCUUUGAGCACUUGAUAGUCAGUUUUAUUUUUGUUUUUUUAUUUUAAUUACCAAAGCUGUAUGUUUGAAUGAGUGGCAUUUGUUUCAGAUUGAAUAAGGUACUUUUUUUGUAAGCACCGAGAAAUGUAGGUCCAGUAAACAAAUGUUACUUUCAUUUAUGAGAUUUUUAUGAUAGAGUGUUUGAAGUUUUGAACAUUUUAUAAGCACUGAUGUACUUUACUGGGCAGAUCCAACAAGUAAUAAAGUUCAAAAUCAUGUCAA